GCUGCUGUUUUUCCGUGACGCAGUGACAUAAUUGCGGUUCGCCGAGACGCUGGCCUGGCUUUCACCGAUCGGUUUUGGAGGCUGCUACGACACCGAACCGGUUCGGAUUGUGUAUGACGUCCAGGUCCAAACUGCAGAGCAAAGCCACGCGGAUGUCUCCGGCGGUGAGCGGCCUGAAGCUGGUCCAGCAGGCCCAGGACCAACUGGACCUGGCCGUCGGCUCGGUUCUGAAGGCCGAGCAGCAGCUGAGGGACAACGCCAGAGAGGUGCGCUCGGAGCUGCAGAGCUGCGUGAGCCGCCAGCAGGAGGCGCUGCGCUGCAGGGAGGUGUGGCUGCUGGGGCAGAUCGAGCUGCUGGAGCAGCUGAAGACGGAGACGCUGCAGCACCAGCUGCACCAGCUGCACCGGCUCAGAGGCCAGUUUGACGUCAUCGCCUGCCAGCUGCAGAGCGCCACCAGCAGCAACGACCUCAACAACCAGCUGACCAGCUGCAUGGAGAAGUUGUCCUCUCUGAGCCUCACACCUGAGGAAACACCUGAGAUGGGCUUCCAUGCCGACACGCGCUCUCUGAGGCAGGCCAUCACCUCCUUUGGCAGCAUCACUGCUCAGGUGGAGGUGUCGUCUCUGAGCUCCGCCCCUCAGGGAGCCCAGGUGCAAAGCUGUCCCCCUGCAGCCAAUCAGCAGAAGCUGGAGGUGGCGGCUCUGGGUGAUUGGCUGCUGGGAAGCCGGCCAGCCAAUAGCAGCCCUCUGAUUGGUUAUCAGUCCAGUAAGAACCCUCAGGAUUGGCUGCUGAAGCACAAGGAGAACAAGACCCCCGGUCCAGUCCUGGCCUCCAUGGACUUCCUGAAGGCGUGGGGUCAGCUGCGGGACCUGGAGGCGUGGCUCCUGCAGGACCAGAACCAGAACCAGGUGAGCAGGGAGCGGGCCGCCAGCAGCUGCAGCUCCUCCUUCUCCAUCGAGAAGAUCGACGAGUCAGAGUUCCAGGCUUCCUCUGAGGAGGAGGAGGAGGAGCUGAGCGACUGGCUCAUCACCCCGUCCGCCGUCGCCGUGGCGAUGUCGGACGGCGAGCGCUGGCGCCGCGUGAUCCGGCCCUUCCAGGAGGACUGGACCUCCGGCGAGUGGCUGGCGAGCCGCCCGGCCUCCGACUGCUCCUCCUGCUGCCAGAGCAGCAAAGCCCUGGAGAUCGAGAACCUGGGCCAGCUCAAGUGCCUGAAGACCCCGCCCGCCUCCGGCCCCGCCUCCCCCGCCGGCCCCGCCCCGCCCGCCGCCCUGGAGGCGUGGCUGCAGCAGGUGGCGCCGCUCAGCAAGGCGUGCAGGGCCAACGAGACGUGCUCCGCCUACGCCGACUGCGUCUGCGAGGAGAACUGUGGGAAGGAGGCGCUGAGCCGCUGGCUGCUGCAGCAGGAGGGCCGCGACAAGAACGGCGUACCUGUGAGCAAGAACGCUCCGCCCACGGCGUUCCACAGGGAGCAGGAGCAGAAGGUUCAGGCCAUCCUGGAGGCCUGGCUCCACCCCAGCACCUCCUGCCGAGGAGGAGCCGAGGACCUGAGGAGGACGCUCACCUGGCCGCCCCAGGCUCCGCCCACGUCUCCCUUCCAGCGCCCCCUCGACCCGGAGCUCUGGGUGCUGCCAGAGACGAAGGGCGUGGCCCGUCCGGCCGAGGAGGACGGGGCCGACAAGUGGCUGCUGAAGAAGAGGAGCCAGGCCCAGGAGCGUCUGGGUCUUCCUGCCGUCUGCGAGCUGUUCUCCUGCAUGAAGGUUGGUGGAGACAAAGACCAAUGGCUGCACAGAGCGGCAGUCCAGAUGUGACCACGUGGUGAUGAAGAGGAUCUUCUUCUUCUCUUCUGGAAGUCACUUUAUCGCUGAUGAUCGCACAACGGCAUCGAUCACAUCACCGCCUUCUUCCUGUGACAUCUCUACCUUGAGGCUCCGCCCACCUCCAGGUUCCAGAACCGCCUCCUCAGCAGACGGAGGCGUACCUGGACUUCCUCAAACUCGUCACUUUACAUCCGCGUAGAUCAGUGAUUGGUGAUCACGCCUCGCUGAUACCUGUAGCCGCUGAAUGUGUGUGUGUUUCUAGCCAAUAGGACGUCUGCAGGUGCAGCAGGUGUGGGUGGAGCUCUGAGGGGGGGGGGUAGUUUUAGGUGAACUUUAUCUUUAAUUUUAAUGGAUCUGAGAAUCUUUUAUUCUUUCUUUCUGCUGACCUCAUGGAGCUGUACUUCCUGCCCAGGCUGCAGGUGUCACACCUGGUUCAGCUCACCGGAGGAACUCCGUUUCCCAGGAUGCUUAGCGAGUACACAGCCAGGUCACAGCAGCAGUGAUUGGUGCUUUUUAUUGACCCUCCUUUCUGUUUUGUUGGGGGCGGGGCUUGACCUCAUUUAUUCUCUGCAGUAAUAAACGUUGCUGACAUCAUCA
Fundulus heteroclitus (mummichog) is the source of this 2414-nucleotide messenger RNA. RefSeq names its product nuclear receptor coactivator 4 (gene ncoa4). Bases 114 to 1808 code for a protein of 564 amino acids. The transcript is spliced from 11 exons. The record is from RefSeq and is a predicted model, not a curated record. NCBI's taxonomy places the organism in Eukaryota, Metazoa, Chordata, Actinopteri, Cyprinodontiformes, Fundulidae. Gene Ontology annotation, biological process: response to hormone; intracellular iron ion homeostasis. Gene Ontology annotation, molecular function: transcription coactivator activity.